Molecule: messenger RNA, 5024 nt
Organism: Helicoverpa armigera (cotton bollworm)
Lineage: Eukaryota; Metazoa; Arthropoda; Insecta; Lepidoptera; Noctuidae
Product: E3 ubiquitin-protein ligase RNF8
Exons: 12
Coding region: 154-2211 (685 amino acids)
Biological process (GO): double-strand break repair; protein K48-linked ubiquitination; ubiquitin-dependent protein catabolic process
Cellular component (GO): site of double-strand break; nucleus; cytosol
Molecular function (GO): nucleic acid binding; ubiquitin protein ligase activity; zinc ion binding
Source: RefSeq, a predicted model, not a curated record
GCUAUGGUUUCUGGUCUAUGAUUCAUGAAUGAAGCUCGUAGUUUAUCGAAUGUGGAAAUGUUGUUAUUAUUUCAAAUGUUGGGAAACGUGCCCAGUUUUGUUAUAUGAGAGAUUUACUGUGUUUAGUAUAUUAUUUUUUACAUUCCUAUAAAGAUGGAAGGUGGUAAUAACUGUCCAGUAUUAGUGUCUUGUAAGAAACUGAAAACUGAAUUUGCUGAAUUUAAUAAAAUACCUCUAACCUCAGACAACUUUUCACUAGGGCGAGGAUUGAAGAACUCUGUUGUUGUACCAUUUAUUUCAAUAUCGAGGAAUCAUUGUCUCUUCAAAAAAGUUGAAAACAAGUGGACUAUUGAAGAUAACAGCUCGUUUGGUAUUAAAGUGAACGGGGAGACAUUAGGCAAAGGGUUUUCCAAAACAUUGUGUGAUGGAGAUGUCAUAUUGCUAGAAGGAUCAGAAGAAUUUGUAUACAAGUUUACAUAUCCAUCAGGAGACGAAUUUGAAGUGCCAAGAAAGCGUAUGAAAAUGGACGAUACCAGUCCAAAUAACAAAAUAAUUAAUGAUGUCAAGAUGAAAUUUGAAGAGUCACAAACUUGUGAAAUAAAGCACAUUGAAGAAAAAAUACAAAAUGCUAAACAAAUGCAGAACACAUCUAAGAUAUUAAAGCAACAGUUGCAAACAGAAAUGAAUAGGAAAAUACUUCACCUAGAGAGUGAGUUUGCCUUACAAAUAGAAAAUUUAAAAGGAGAGAAAAAUGAAGUAGAGCGACAAAAAACAAUACUUGAAGAAGAGAGAGAUGCACAGCUUGCUACCAUCAAGCAUGAAAUGGAAAACAAAAUAAGUGAACUCAUGGAACAAAUUCAAAAACACAAUGAAUCUGAGUCAGAAUUGAUAAAGGAAAAUAACUUACUCAAAGAGAAACUCAUGAAGGAGAGGGAAGAGUUUCUACUAGAACUUAAUAGAGAAAACACAUCAAAACAAGAAAUUCUGGAGAAUCUAGAGGCCAAAAUUAGAGAACAGGAAGAUGUUCGAUUGAAGGAACGGCAAGAGUUCUUAGAAAUGCUGCAAAGGGAAACUGAACAACUUCGAUUGGCUAAGGAAAAGGAAUUGAAGGAAAUAGAAGAACAAAGAAUACAGAGGGAGCAAGCCUUAAAGCUGGAAUUAAAUACUAUUAAAAAGAAUCUCGAGGAUAAAGUGCAACAAACGGAGCAAGAGAAACUAAAGGCUGAGAAAAUGCUCAAUGAACAGAUGGAACAUAUGAAGAAAGUUAGCAAUGAGGACAAAAUAGCUAUGCAGAAAUUGAUGAAAGAAAGAGAAGAUAUAGAGAAUAAAUUAAAUGAAGCACAAACCAAUGCUGCAAAGUCACUCGAAGAGCUCCGGACACGAGUGAUAGACAGAGAGACUGAGCUGGCUGCGUUGGCUGCCGAGAGGAUACAGAAGCAAGCGGAACAGUCUAGUGUAGUUAUUCACACUUUACAAGCACAACUCGAACAGGUAAAAAGCCAACUACACACUGUUGAAACGGAGAGAAACACGAUAUUAGAAAAUAUCUGUGCUCCUGACAACGCUGGUGAAGGUUCCUCAAAGCAAACAGUACUGACUGAAAUGGGAGAGCUCAUGGAGAGCGAACUGCAGUGUAGUGUGUGCAACGAACUAUUUGUUGAAGCCACUACGCUCAACUGCUCGCAUACCUUCUGCAAAUAUUGUAUCUCUGUUUGGAAGAAGAAGAAAAAAGACUGUCCUAUUUGCAGAGCGCCGAUCACCUCAGAAUGCAAGAGCUUAGUUUUAGACUCAUUCAUAGAGAAGAUGGUGCAAAGUCUCAGCGAGGACAUGAAACGAAAACGAAAAGACAUUUUAGAUAAUAGAAAAGAACUCGAGUCUGAACUGGCCCGGCAGUCCGACGCGAACUCCAAUCGCCGAAGAAACAGCGCUGACGAGAGCUCCGAGUUUUCCGACUUCAACGACAGCGAAUACUACGAGGAACAGGAGGAGGAACAGGAGGAGGACGACUACUACGGAUUCCACGACGGCUUCUAUGACUCCGAUGGUAGUGGAUUUGACAGUGACGCCGACGAGGAAUCGGCAGCCGGAGGUAGUAGUGGUGGUGGCGCGGCGCUAGUGGCGGGGCUGCCGGACGCGUACUACGGCGGCUACGGGCGCUGCUACCGCUGCGGCGCGCGCGGCCACUGGGCGCCCGGCUGCCCGCGCCGCUAGUCGCUACAGCACCGCAACAUACCAAACAUCUCUGAACUCACUGAUACCCUGCGCAACCGUGGUCUCUCCACAUACAUACGACAGCACAUCGACCUACCUCAAUCUGUCAAAUUUAUUCAAUCGAUUUUCAACCUUAUCACAAUAGUCGAAGAUUAAUGUUGGGUUGAUAAAAUUUGACAGAUUCGUUUAGGCUGAACUGCUGGCGUCUAUCCAUAAUUGCAGAAAUAACUCUUUUUUUUUUCAAAAAAUUGUGUAAAAUUAGUAUUUAAAAACAGUAUCUUCAGCAAAAAAUAUUUGAUACAUUUGCACCGUUGCGCAGUCUGGUAGCCAACUUCAGAGAAGCAAAAUUGUUUUGAUAUGAUUUGUACAUGCCGUACUCAUAUGUCGUGUCGCUAUCGAACUUCAAACUACUUAGUUUCACAGUCGCAAUAUUAUGGCCUUAAGAAUUAUCACAUUUGAAAGAAUAUUCCUCUACUAUCAUGUUUGCCUAAAUUUGUAGCACCAACGUUUUUUUUUAUUAUCUAAAGUUUCAUCUAAUUUUUUAUAAGCUGGUCUUAAUUAAAGCAUUAUUUUGGUGUUCUUAUACCACAUAUGCUUGCGUUCGUGCUACUCAUUUAUGCAAUAGCACAAGUUAAAAAAACUAGAAUCUCUGAGCUGUACCUAAAUUUUACGGUAAGCUUUUUUAUACAUUUAUAUCAAUUGAUUAAUUUCUUCAUCUAUGUAUCUAGGUACUUAUUAAAUGUAAAAUAAUUUAGUUUUGUACGUACAUCACAAAAGCAUCUGGAUACAAAGCGUAUCUUAGAUUAAUCUGUGAUAACAUAUGGAAUGUUCAUUUUUCUCAAAAUUACCAAGUAUAUAUGUCGAAACAAAAAUAUUGUAAACAAGCAAGAUACCUUAUAAAAUGCUUGUUUACUUUUAAAAUUGUAUGAGUGAUGAUUGUGAUUAUUUUUCAAACAUUUGUAUUAUUUGUAUGAUUGACUCAGUGUGUAUGAUUUAUUCAGAGGAAUCGUAAACCAGCACUUUUUCGUCUAUCAAUAAAACAGUUCUUUUUUGCAUUUUUAAUUUGUUAAUUAAAAAAACAACCAAAGCAAAAAUUCAAAAAUAUGUGUAAGUGUCUGGUAUAAGCAAAUAAGGUCUCAUGGAUAGAGAAGCUUCAAAUGGAGUUUUUCCAUAAUAAUAAAUUAAUUUGUCACCCCGAGUCGGGUGCUUUCCACUGAAAAAGACGUUCACGUCAUGUGUAAAUUAAUGUAGGGACGGUUUAUCAGCAACUUUAUCGGUGAAUAAAUUUUUGAGGGAAAACUGAUAGGGUUGCUCAGAAACCGGCCAGAAGAGGUAUCAUUUCUAGAAUAAGUGCAUACGUCACAUGUGCAUACGAAGAAGUAAAUCAAAAGUGUCAUUAAAAUAGCAGAAUAUUUUGUUAUUUACAUGUUUGACAAAAUAUUAUGUUUCAAUGUUACAAUUAAGCUAAUUGAAAGGCAUUUAGACAGCCUUUGUUACAAUAUUGUUAAAAUUUAUUUGUGUAAAUUUAUUUGUCUAUAUGCGGUAAUUAUUUUAAAGGAGAAUGGGCAUUCCUGGACUAUCAGCGGCCAGUUAUGAAAUUCAUAUUAAAUGAUAACUCUUGCAAUUAGGAAUAACUUUUACUAUGGGCGUCAUCCCGCAGAAUUAUUCGCGGUUUUUAAUGUUUACUUUUUUAUCAUCCUGAUCACCUGAAGAACGUUUUUGAAGAAGUUACUCUAGAUGCCCAAAAAGUUCAGAAACAAAAAUGCAUUUCGUUCGGUUUUAAAGUAUAGGUACCGAGAGAAUAGAACUUCAAUACCGAAAGUCCGCAAGUAAAGAACCGUACUUAAUCAGUUAGACGUCAGUACUAAAAUGACUGAUAGCCCAGGGUCCAUGCCCAUUGUCCUUUCUAUUGAUCCGAAACUGAACAUAUUACGGCAAAAUGUUCAGUGUAAGAAUUGUACAUAAAUGUAGAAAUAACUCUAUUCUUAAAAAGUUAUGUAAAAUUGUUAUUAUAGUUAUGAAAAACAAUGAUUGGUAUAUUUUAAUUAAAUCAAUCUUUUGUAAAAAAAAAUAUGGUAUUAUUUUGACAGUAUCUAAAAUUUCCAUGUGGUCUUACUAUAGUUCAUUAAUUCCAUGUCAUCGAGGGCUCAAGUGAUUUUUUAAAAUAUUCCAAGAUAGGUUGCUAUUCUAAUAACAGUUAAUACAGUUUCUGUAGUAUUUCGAUGGCGACACGAUUUGUAGCAAUAAUUUAUCUGAUGUUCGUGCUGGUGUUGCGUUGCUAUCGAUAAUUGCGAUUCAUUUUGUCUCAUUUAAAAUGACAAUCAGGAAGUGAUAAUUCGGGCAAAACAUCUUCCAAGUUGCAAAGUCACAUAAAAGCUCAUGUUGGCGUUUUUAAGUUUUUUUCACUCGAGACAAUUGUGCCUACGUUACUUCAGAAACUAAAAACUUAAAUCACAUAGAAGGACUACCACUUGCUUGAUAUGUACCUACAUUUAUAAGGUUUGUACAUGGGGCGGCGGAAAUAAAGUAGCCUACUCUCAUUAAAAAUAUAAAUCCGGCACUGUCUGACCCUACCGUAGAUUGGGAAGGUUUCCCUUACUUAUUUUGGACUAGCUGUUGCCCGCGACUUCGUCUGCGUGAGCAAUAUAGAAUUUCCAAUUUCGUUUAUUUAAUCAUUCAUUGCUCAACUCCCGUAGGUGAUAGCGUGAUAAUAUAUAGCCUAUGUGUUGAACCGGCCCCCAGGUAAUAGUCUUGCAAAAUUUGAUUUAAAUCCAUGCAGUACUUUUUGAGUUUAUCCGGGACAAACAUACAGA